AUGGUGGUGAUCAGGCCAAACAGGAACGACGACCAGGCAACCCAGUCUUGCUCCGCACACCAGGAACCCGACGCGCCACACAGCAAUGCUCAGAGCGUUCUCUCCCUUGGCCAGGCCGUAGAACAGGAAGGUGGCCAGCACCUGUGUGAUGGCGUUGCAGGAGAUCCAUGCGGCGGUCCGCAGGCCGUGUUCGCUUUUUUUGUAGUACGAGCUGGUGACGAUAACAAACGCAGGCGACACACACCCUUCAAAAAAACCCAAAAACGCCCGAACGGUGACAAAGCCCGCGAAUGUGGCAGGCGCUGCAAGGCACAUGCACACUGCGGCCCAGAUAAUGACGCAGAUUCCCGUCACCAUUUUGGUCGGAAACUUACUGAGCAGAUACAUGUACACGAUCUGGGAGGCCAGCUGCGCCAGGUAGAAGCCAGACGUGCACCAGCUGUACUGGGGGCCGCUCAAGUGCAAAUCCUGGCGCAGCCCCACGAUCACCGCGUACGCCAGCGACUGCUUGUCCAAAUACUGUGCGAAGAACACUAG
Ogataea haglerorum is the source of this 537-nucleotide messenger RNA. RefSeq lists its product as uncharacterized. NCBI's taxonomy places the organism in Eukaryota, Fungi, Ascomycota, Pichiomycetes, Pichiales, Pichiaceae. The transcript is spliced from 2 exons. The record is from RefSeq and is a predicted model, not a curated record. Bases 1 to 537 code for a protein of 178 amino acids.